Saprolegnia parasitica CBS 223.65 is the source of this 1504-nucleotide messenger RNA. RefSeq lists its product as hypothetical. Lineage: Eukaryota; Oomycota; Saprolegniomycetes; Saprolegniales; Saprolegniaceae. The coding region runs from base 13 to 1446 and encodes 477 amino acids. The record is from RefSeq and is a predicted model, not a curated record. Gene Ontology annotation, molecular function: protein binding. The transcript is spliced from 10 exons.
AGGAAGAGGGACAUGCAGCUCUUCGAACCCGAGCCCGAGUACAUCGACGAGCGCCGCUGGGAGCGCAUCGAGACGCUCGGCGAAGGCUACAGCCCGCGGACAGGCCAUACCGUCGUCUCCUACGGCGCGACGUUGUACGUCUUUGGUGGCACGGACCGGCGGCGGAGGCAGCAAGACCUCUUCCAGUUCGACAUUGAGUCGUGCAUGUGGUCGCAAGUGGAUGUAAACGGGACGCUGCCGCCUCGGCGGUCGGGCGCGCUUGGCGUCGUCCAUGAGAACAACAUGUACAUCUUUGGCGGCUACGACGGGCGCGACGGCAACUACUUUAACGACCUCUUCUUCUUCAACUUUGAGACGCGCAAGUGGAGCGAGAUGCCCAACCUCUCGAUCGUCAAGCCCGAGUCGCGCACGGACCACAUCAUGGUGCUGCACGCGUCGAAUAUUUAUAUCUUCGGCGGCUACAAUGGGUCGAGCCGCUUCAACAACAUGUACCGCUACGAGCUCCUCGAGAAGCGCUGGCGCAAGAUGGACGCGACGGGGCAAAUUCCGUCCGGUCGGUUCGGUCACUCGGGCGCGGUGCACGAGGCGUCAAAGCGGCUCGUCAUCUUUGGCGGCUGGGACGGCCGCGAUACGCUGGACGAUCUGUACGAGUACCAUCUCGAGACAGGCGUCUGGGCUGUCAUGAAGACAACGGGCAAGAGCCCGCCGCACCGGUACCGCCACACGGCCGUCAUCUACGAAGACAGUAUGUUUGUCUUUGGCGGCGUCGACAAGGCCCACUCGCGCUUCAACGACCUCCAGCGCCUCGACCUCGUGACCAACACGUGGAGCGAAGUGUACACAAGCGGGUAUGUGCCCAGCAGCCGCACGUUCCAUCGAGCGGUCGUCGUGACCAACCGCAUGUACCUUCUCGGCGGCUACGACGGCACAGAUCGCCUCCACGACCUCUACUCGAUCCACGUCGGGCCGCUCUCGCCGCCAUCGCUCCUCAACCUCUGUGCAGCGUACACACGCCACAACGUCGACCGGAUUUUAGAGCACCACUCGUUCCGCGGUGUGCCCUACGACGUCCUGGGCCAAGUCAUCUUUCGCCGAGACGGCGACAACGACCUUCGCGGCAAGUGCACCGUCUGUCGUGAUGGCCGUUGCAGUCUCUACAAGCUCUCCCGGAUGCCAGCACCAGAGAGUGCGCCACCCGCACGGCAUCUACGGUCGCGCGAUCGCCCCAACAAGCACGUCGAAAACACCAUGCCGUGCGUCUGUGGACAUGGCAACGGCCUGCACGAGCUCAUUGACGAACGCAAGCUCUUUGGCGACCGCGUGCCCAUGAACGACACAAACGGCAAGAGCAAAGUGCUCCUCUUGUACAACUUGUACAAGCGAAUCUUUGACGGUCCGAUCCCGCCGUCCGCCGAGCACCCGCCAAACCAAGCGUCAAGCGCGUAGCGACCGCGCCUCAGUGACUGCAUAAAUAAAACGCGUAAAACAACCCGAUUCGGCACCA